Messenger RNA from Danio rerio (zebrafish), 2061 nucleotides. The record is from RefSeq and is a predicted model, not a curated record. NCBI's taxonomy places the organism in Eukaryota, Metazoa, Chordata, Actinopteri, Cypriniformes, Danionidae.
UCAGUUCUGAUGGAGCUUAUACACCUGCAUACACCUCUGACCAAGUAUAUUUCUCUGCAGUUAAAUGGGCAAAGUUCACCAAAGUUCAAACACUAUGGGAUUUGAAUUGCUGCAUCUCUGCUCUGCUGCCCUCCUGUGUAUUUUGAAAGCAGCAAAUAUAGAAGGACAGUGUACACUGCCUUCUUUUGAAUCAAGGAAUGUUACCUCAUCAGGAUAUUAUAGUCCAGGUCACACUUUCCAAGAUGGAUCUGUUUUAACAUUUGAGUGCAUGUCUGGGCACAAACCUGUUGAUUCAAGAGCAAUUAAAUCAAUUACUUGUAUGCGAAGCCAGUGGACAAAUCUGGGGCUCAGUUGCACAAGGAAAUCCUGUGGGAGUCCUCCAGAAUUUGCAAAUGGGAGAUAUGAAAUAACUGGAGUUUUAUUUGGUGACACAAUUAAACCCAUUUGUAACAAAGGAUUUAUGUUAGUUGGGUAUGGGUUAACACAAAGAGUGUGUCGAGAUGGAGGAUGGGAUAGCAGAGAUCCAGUUUGUGAAUCGGUGAAAUGUGCAGCACCACCAACUGUAGAAAAUGGACAUCUUCUACAUGAGCCUCUGGAAAGUUAUGAAUAUACACACGUCUUGACCUACAGAUGUAAUUCUGGGUUUAGUCUUAGUGGAAGUCCAAACCUUCAUUGUUCUGAUGAUGGGACCUUUAAACCAGAUCCACCCAAAUGUUUGGAUGGGUGUCCAAAGCCUGAAAUUCCACAUGCAAUUAGAAUUGGUGGAAAAUCUCCCCCAUACAAAAUAGGACACUUUAUAGAGUACAAAUGUCAAGAUCUCUAUACACUGAAAGGAAUAAAGGAAAUCGCCUGUACAGCAGAAGGAUGGGAUCCUGAACCACCAAAGUGCAUUGAGCCUUGUAGUUUGCCGGAUUUUGGAAGAAAAGUCACUUUAACAAAAGAAUUCAGCUCCAAAAACCUUUUUCCACAUGGAUCUAAAGUAACAUUUAAGUGCAGCAGUGGAUAUGAGCCAGUUGAUUCAACAGCAUCUAAUUCAGUUACUUGUGAGGAAACCAAAUGGACAAAACUGCACCUGACCUGCAAAGCAAAACCUCAACCACCUCCAGUCAUAGAAAAUGGGAAAAUUGAAGCUGUCAUUUACAAAUGUAACAGUGGCUUUUUUCUGAAUGGAAGUUCAAUGCUACUUUUUUCAGAGGAUGGGACGUUUGAACAAGAUCCACCAAAAUGUUUGGGUAAAUUAUAAUUAAAAGGCCACUAAAUAAAAAUGAUAUAAUUGUCCUUAUUGUGACUUUUGAGAUGUCGAAAAAUGUGUAGUCUCUUAUUUUAUUUCAGAUGGGUGUCACAUUUGAAAUGUAAAAUAUUACAAUUUAAGACAGAUUGCAUAUUUUAAAAUUCUUAUUUGCUAUACAUUCUUCAGAUUUUCAAUUCAUCAAACUUGCAUUUACUUGCAGUAAAGUUGCCUGCAGAGAGCAUUACAUUACACUCUCAUUAGAAAGGGUUAUUUAUUGGCAUCGAUGGUUCUAUAAAGAACCUGCAGCAUACUUGGAACUUUUCAUCCCACAAAACAUUCUUUGCAGUGGGGGAAAAAAAUUCACUAUUGAAAAAAAAGGGUUUUUUGAAGAACUUUUUAGAAAAUGGUUCUUUGUGGAACCAAAAAAAUAAUAAAUUAAGAAUCUUUAUUUCUUACCACUGACCCUUGAUUUUUAAAGGUGUAUCAUAUUUGUACAAAUUAUUGUUUUGUUUUUUUACACUUUGGUAUACUAAGUAACUGUGUAUUUUACUGUUACUGACUAUGAAAAAUACCUCUUUCUUCAGCAGAAUCUCUCUGAGCUGAAAAAUGCCUUGGAGGGCAAAGGUAAAUUGUUACCAUUGCCUUAAUUCUUAGCUUAAUGACAUUUACUGAGUAAAUUUAAAUUUAAAUAAUUAACUAAAGUUAUAAUUAAUUGUUGUAUAAUCGUUAGAGUUCUCAUGUAAACUAUGGAAAAGCUUCCAUAACUUUGCAAUAUUUGAUUUUAUAUUAAGAAAAAAAGAUUUUAUAUAUAUCAUAACCCCCCCCCCCCC